UUAGGUUAACUGCAUUAUAAUGAUAGGUUGUGUAGUGUACCACUGCCAUCUAGUGGCAGAAGUUAAUAUCUGCUUUACUUACACAGAUAGUUUAUACAGACAGGAAGUGACCUUUGUUCCAGGAAGCUCUUACACCAUCUUGAGGUCAUUCUUCCACUGGGCAGGCAGCAUGUAUCUAUCUCUCCCAUGAGGUUUGGGACAUCAUCACCUUUUCACAGACUAAAAUAAAGUUGGAGUCCUCUGGUGGACAAUACAAGCAUGGGCUUCUGUUUACUGGAGUCUCUAACAAGUGUUUAGCUGUCCGUUUAGAACCACACAUAGUCAGUGUUUUGAGAGCGGAACAGUGAAAAGGUGAUAGCACAACAAGCCUGGAGAUAGGAGUUGCUGCACAGACAGAAUGAGUCUAAGAUCAGGAAGUCAGUAUAAUGCUGAAGAUCAGCUACCCGGGACACAGCAAGGCAGGGAGAGCGCGCCAAGUGUCCAGCAGGAUGAUGUACGCUCACGCUCAUCUAGAUCAGCAAGGUCCAGUCAGAUUUCAUCAGCAAGUGCCCUUUUUGCCAGGGCUCGCGCCAAAGCAGAGGCUACUCGCGUUCAGCUAGAAUUUGCUGAGAAAGAGGCUGCCAUUAUGAAGGAAAGAUCAGAGAAAGAGGCUGCCAUUAUGAAGGAAAGAUCAGAGAAAGAGGCUGCCAUUAUGAAGGAAAGAUCAGAGAAAGAGGCUGCCAUUAUAAAAGAAAAAACUGAACAGGAAGCAAAGUUGCAUAUUCUUCAACGUCAGUGUGCAGCCGCUGCUGCAGCAGCAGAAGCAGCAGCUUAUGCGGAUAUUGAGCGGUCUGGAAUGGAAUCUAUCCACGAAGGCCCAGAUGUGCCCGAGAAACCGCUUUCCUCUGCAGAACGCACUAGGGCGUAUGUCCAAGAUAUUUCAAGUGGCAGCUCAACAAUACCGUUUCUCAAUCCAAAGUCAGCUGAAUUUAAACCAAAACCAUCAGUACUCCUGAGCGCACGAAAACAAACCCAUGAGGCUGGCAGUACCAGAGUGAUAAAAGAAGAAUCCUCACCGCAGCAACCCAAACACCAGAGCAUGCAAGACGUCACUAAAUAUCUUAUCCGUAAAGAAAUGGUUAAUACAGGCUUCCUCAAGUUUGAUGACUGCCCAGAAAAUUACUGGGCAUGGAAGGCUUCUUUUCUGAAUGCAGUCAAAGACUUGGACUUAACAGCAGCUGAGACGCUAGACCUGAUGGUAAAGUGGCUUGGGUCUGAGUCUGCAGAGCAUGCAAGAAGGAUGCGCAGGAUACACCUAUUUAACCCUUCAGUAGGACUCGAUAUGGCCUGGCAAAGGCUAGAAGAAAGAUAUGGAUCACCAGAGGCAAUUGAAGGUGCUCUGAUGAAAAGACUGGAGUCUUUCCCUAAGCUAAACAGCAAAGACAAUUUAAAACUGCAAGAGCUGGGUGAUAUUCUUUUGGAAGUCCAGUGUGCCAAAGAAGAAGGUUAUUUAAGGGGACUUGCACAUUUAGAUACUGCCAACGGUACUAAGCCUAUAGUGGAGAAACUACCUCACCACCUGCAAGAGAAAUGGGUGAGUGUUGGAGCUAAAUACAAAGAAGAACAUGGUGUCCCCUUCCCCCCUUUCUUUGUGUUUUCUAGGUUUGUACAGCAGCAAGCUAAGACAACAGUUCCCUCUGAGGACCCAGGAGAUUCAAGCAGCUACAAGGUAAACACCUUUGAAGGCCCUGACAGACUUUGCCCACUUCAUAAAAAGCCCCAUCCUCUAAACAAGUGCAAAGGGUUCAAAAGUAAACCUAUCAAGGAAAGGUUAGCCUUUCUUAGACAAAACGGCAUAUGCUUCAAGUGUUGUGAAUCCACCAAACAUAUAGCUAAAGACUGCAAAAUACAAGCAAAUUGCUCAGAAUGUGGCAGUGACAGACACAUCUCAGCUCUGCACCCCAAUACUUUGCAUCAACCAUUAGAGGUCACUGAAACCCCAAAAGAUGAGGGCAGGGAGCAAAAAGAUAAAUCAGCUAUCCCAGUAAUGUCCAAAUGCACUGAAAUCUGUGGUGACAGUACAAAUCCACGCUCAUGUUCCAAGAUCUGCCUAGCAACAGUGUACCCCACAGGGAAAAGAGAAAAGGCAGUAAAGAUGUAUGUGGUUCUGGAUGAACAAAGUAACAGGUCGCUGGCAAGGUCAGACUUUUUUGAUGCCUUCAACAUUACAUCAAGGGCAGUUCCAUACACCCUAAAGACAUGUGCAGGAGUGAUAGAAACUUCAGGGAGAAGAGCUACUGACUUUACUAUUGAGUCUCUUGACAAGAGGAUCCAUCUCUCACUUCCCACUUUGAUAGAGUGUGAUAUGAUACCAGAUGAUAAAUCAGAGAUCCCUACACCAGAAGUGGCCCUUCAUCAUCCUCAUCUUAAUGCAAUAUCUCACCUUAUUCCAGCUGUCCAGACAGACGUCUCUAUUCUUCUACUUCUUGGAAGAGACAUUCUACAGGUGCAUAAGGUACGCCAACAAAUUAAUGGACCAUUUAAUGCCCCCUAUGCGCAAAGACUUGACUUGGGGUGGGUUAUAGUAGGAGAAGUUUGUUUGGGAGCAGCUCAUCGGCCUGACAGUGUCAACACUUCUAAGACAUCUGUGUUAACAAAUGGACGCACGUCCCUUCUCAGUCCAUGCCAAAACAGCUUUGUUGUUAAAGAAACCCUAAAACCAUACUGUGGCUCUCCUUCCAGUUAUGAUAGGAAUAUUAGUAGUGGUCUGAAGACCGACAAUUUAGGGAACUCAGUGUUCCAGAAGACAAAAGAUGAUGACAAACAAGCAAUGUCCAUAGAUGAUCAAACCUUUCUCCACAUCAUGGAUAAAGAGACUUUCCAAGAUAAGAACAACAAUUGGGUAGCCCCUUUACCUUUUCGCAAACCAAGGUGUUAUUUACCUAGUAACAGAGAGCAAGCCAUGAAGCGCUUAAACACACUACGCAAAACUUUGCAAAGAAAGCCUGAAGUGAAAAAAGACUUUACAGAAUUUAUCAAAAGGAUGCUGGACAAUAAUCAUGCUGAAUUAGCACCAUCACUGGAUAAAGGUAAAGAACACUGGUAUCUGCCAAUGUUUGGCGUUUACCAUCCACACAAGCCAGAUCAAAUAAGAGUUGUGUUCGAUUCCAGUGCUCAACAGGAAGGCAUUUCACUAAAUGAUGUACUGCUGAGUGGCCCAGACCUAAAUAACACACUUCUGGGUGUCCUCUUACGCUUCAGGAAGGAGCCUAUUGCCUUCACAGCUGAUGUGCAACAGAUGUUUUAUUGUUUUCUAGUGAGAGAGGACCAUCGAGACUACCUGCGUUUCCUGUGGUACAAGGAUAACGACAUAGAUAAAGAGGUAACAGAGUACAGAAUGAGAGUACAUGUUUUUGGUAAUAGCCCUUCCCCCGCUGUUGCCAUAUAUUGUAUGCGGAAAGCUGCCCAGAAAGGUGCAGAACGUUAUGGUCAAGAUGCCAAGCACUUUGUGAUGAGACAUUUCUAUGUAGAUGACGGACUUGCUUCAGCGAACACACCUGAAGGAGCAGUUAACAUUCUCAACAAAGCAAAACAAAUGCUGGCAGAGUCUAAUCUGCGACUACAUAAGAUUGCCUCUAACAGCAAACAAGUCAUGGAAGCUUUCACCGCAGAAGACAGAGCUAAAGACCUCAAAGACCUUUGCCUGGGAACAGACACCCUUCCAUUGCAGAAAAGUCUAGGCCUAAGCUGGGAUCUAGAUAAAGACUGUUUUGUGUUUCAGGUUUCUUCAGCAGAAAAGCCAUUCACAAGAAGAGGGAUCCUAUCCACUGUUAACAGUCUCUACGACCCUCUCGGGUUUGUGGCACCAGUCACCAUAAAAGGUAAGGCCUUAGUUCGUGAACUAUCAAGUGGAGAAAGUGAGUGGGAUGCCUUACUUCCACAAGAAAGACUCCAUGAGUGGGUCCAAUGGACAGAGUCUUUACAAGCCUUACAAUGUUUACAAAUAUCCAGGUGUUAUGUACCUCUUUCAUUGUCACAGGCCUGCAAAAAAGAACUGUACAUCUUUUCAGAUGCAUCUGUUAUAGCAAUAGGUGCCGUUGCUUACUUGAAGGUAAGCGAUGUAGGAAAUGUCUGCCAUGUUGGAUUUGUUAUGGGAAAAUCCAAGCUAAGUCCUAGGCCAGCACACACAAUCCCACGUCUAGAGUUAUGUGCAGCUGUACUAGCGGUUGAACUGUAUGAGCUGGUGAGAGACGAGAUAGACCUAGACCUAGAUGCUGUGAAAUUCUUUACAGACAGUAAAACAGUCCUAGGCUAUAUCUGCAACACUACAAAGAGAUUCUUUUUAUAUGUUUCUAAUCGGGUGAACAGGAUCAGACAAACAACACGUCCAGAGCAAUGGUUCUAUGUGCCCUCAGAACAAAAUCCUGCAGAUUAUGCUACCAGGCCUACACAGAUAACUUGCCUUCAGAACUCUAUAUGGUUUUCAGGGCCAACUUUUCUGUAUCAGACGGCUGUAGAUAGUCCUGACACCAAUGUUUACCCUUUAGUGGAGCCCGAAGCUGAUCCUGAAAUUAGGUCAGAAGUAGUAAGCUUCAGUACUAAAGCCCUUGACGCUAGACUGCAGCCACAUCGUUUUGUAAGAUUUUCGGACUGGAAGAGACUGAACAGGGUUAUAGCGAAGUUAAUCCAUGUUACCAAAAGCUUCCAAAAGAAACCUAAUGAUGAUCAACCUGGAAGUUGGAGAGUUUUCCAUGAAAGGGUUAGUUUAGAAGAACUUUCACUAGCCAAGAGAGUUAUAAUUUCUUCUGUACAGCGCACAUGUUUCAGGCAAGAAUAUGACUGUAUUGAACAGCAAAAGAUGCUUCCUAAACAUAGCCGUCUUACAAAACUAAGUCCCUUUAUAGAUCAAUAUGGAUUAUUGAGAGUAGGUGGUCGUUUAUCUUAUGCCACGCUGUCAGAUGAAGAGAAACAGCCUGUCAUCAUUCCUCACGAUCACUACAUUGCUACCUUGAUCAUAAGAUAUUAUCACAGUCAAACAGUACACCAAGGGCGACACAUUACUGAAGGUGCAAUCAGAGCUGCAGGAUUCUGGAUUCUUGGUGGAAAACGUCUAGUGUCUGCAAUCAUUCACAAAUGUGUUGUAUGCCGUAAGCUCAGAGGGAGAUUUGAAAGCCAAAAGAUGGCAGAAUUACCAAAAGAUAGAGUCAAUCCUGAACCUCCAUUCACUAGUGUGGGUGUUGAUGUGUUUGGUCCCUGGGAAGUUGUAACACGCCGAACUAGAGGAGGCAGCGCUGACAGCAAACGCUGGGCUGUUCUUUUCACGUGUCUUUCUAUAAGAGCAGUGCAUAUAGAAUUGAUUGAGUCCAUGUCAGCAUCCAGUUUCAUCAAUGCUCUGAGAAGAUUCUUUUCUGUGCGUGGUCCGGCUAAGUUGAUUCGCUCAGAUAGAGGUACGAACUUUGUAGGAGCAUGCAAGGAGCUGCAUAUAUGCUCAAAUGAUGCAGAACUUCUAGAUUAUCUCCAAGACAAAGGAUGUACAUGGCUCUUUAACACUCCACACUCAUCUCACAUGGGAGGUGCUUGGGAGAGAUUAAUUGGUGUGGCUAGACGAAUUUUAGAUGCAAUGUUGCUCCAAUCCAAACCCACUCGUCUGACUCAUGAGACUUUGAGUACUUUCAUGGCAGAAGUUAUGGCCAUCAUUAAUUCAAGACCUUUGGUACCAAUAUCUACAGAUCCAGAUAACCCAACAGUUCUUACCCCUGCUAUGCUCUUGACUCAAAAGAUAGACUCUUUAUCAGCCCCCUGUGGAGACUUUAGUACAACAGAACUUCAUGCAAAGCAAUGGAAACAAGUCCAAUGUCUGGCUGAUACAUUUUGGAAGAGAUGGAGGAGAGAUUACCUAUUUACCUUACAAAGUCGCAAGAAAUGGGCAGAGACUGGUCCCAAUGUCAAGGUGGGAAAUGUUGUGUUAUUGAAAGAUAUUCAAGAAAGCAGAAAUAACUGGCCUAUGGGAAUUGUCACAAAUACGUUGCCAAGUAAAGAUGGUAAUGUCAGAAAGGUUGAAGUAAAAGUCACGAAACAAGGGACUGUUAAAGUGUACGCCAGACCAGUUUCUGAUGUCAUUGUUCUCCUUUGAGUAUUUCUAUUCUGUUAUUGGCUCAAUACAUAACUAAGAGCUUGUCACUGAGAGUUUUCAAAUGUGACAUUUGCCACGAGCUGAAUUCCAUUCUGUGGAUUACAAAUGGGGUAGGAGAUAGUUUGGCCUAGUGCGGCUUCUCCUAUCUGAAGAUGGGUUUAUGGAUAGAACUAUUUCUUCAUGUGGAUUGCCAGCUUGGGGUGCCACAGCCAAGAGACACUGAUAUUGUGGACUUAUGUUAUAAUUUGUUACUAGUUCUGGUCAGGAACACAAUAUCUUAUUAAUAUGUUUUUCCCUGUACAUCAGAUAUGUAUAGGUAGUGAUAUAAUGUAUUAUAUCAGGCAGGGAGUGUGCUGCCUUUUUAGGUUAACUGCAUUAUAAUGAUAGGUUGUGUAGUGUACCACUGCCAUCUAGUGGCAGAAGUUAAUAUCUGCUUUACUUACACAGAUAGUUUAUACAGACAGGAAGUGACCUUUGUUCCAGGAAGCUCUUACACCAUCUUGAGGUCAUUCUUCCACUGGGCAGGCAGCAUGUACCUAUCUCUCCCAUGAGGUUUGGGACAUCAUCACCUUUUCACAGACUAAAAUAAAGUUGGAGUCCUCUGGUGGACAAUACAAGCAUGGGCUUCUGUUUACUGGAGUCUCUAACAAGUGUUUAGCUGUCCGUUUAGAACCACACAUAGUCAGUGUUUUGAGAGCGGAACAAU
Messenger RNA from Hyla sarda, 6818 nucleotides. RefSeq lists its product as uncharacterized. Lineage: Eukaryota; Metazoa; Chordata; Amphibia; Anura; Hylidae. Gene Ontology annotation, molecular function: nucleic acid binding. Gene Ontology annotation, biological process: DNA integration. The record is from RefSeq and is a predicted model, not a curated record. Bases 398 to 6112 code for a protein of 1904 amino acids. The transcript has 4 exons.